Molecule: messenger RNA, 4157 nt
Organism: Nycticebus coucang (slow loris)
Lineage: Eukaryota; Metazoa; Chordata; Mammalia; Primates; Lorisidae
Gene: GPD1L
Product: glycerol-3-phosphate dehydrogenase 1 like
Exons: 8
Coding region: 203-1258 (351 amino acids)
Biological process (GO): carbohydrate metabolic process; glycerol-3-phosphate catabolic process
Cellular component (GO): cytosol; glycerol-3-phosphate dehydrogenase (FAD) complex
Molecular function (GO): protein homodimerization activity; glycerol-3-phosphate dehydrogenase [NAD(P)+] activity; NAD binding
Source: RefSeq, a predicted model, not a curated record
GCGGUGGGUCUUGGGAGUGGCGGAGCGGGUCCUCCCGGGCUGUCAGCUGUGGCCUGGGGCGCCCGGGCCCGGGUGGCCCCGACCAUUGGCCGAGACGCGAGCGGGGCGGGGCCGCCGCCAGCCGCUGCGGGCCAAGCUGAGCAGGCGGUGGUAGGCGGCCAGCCAGGGAGGCACGACCCGGGCUGCUGCAUUCGGCCUGGCCAUGGCAACGGCGCCCCUGAAAGUGUGCAUCGUCGGCUCGGGGAACUGGGGUUCAGCUGUUGCAAAAAUAAUUGGUAAUAAUGUCAAGAAACUUCAGAAGUUUGCUCCCACCGUCAAGAUGUGGGUCUUUGAAGAAACGGUUAAUGGGAGAAAACUGACAGACAUCAUAAAUAAGGACCAUGAAAAUGUAAAAUAUCUUCCUGGACACAAGCUGCCAGAAAAUGUGGUGGCUAUCCCAAAUCUCCGCGAGGCUGUACAGGAUGCAGACCUGCUGGUGUUUGUCAUUCCGCACCAGUUUAUCCACAGAAUCUGUGAUGAAAUCACCGGGAGAGUGUCCAAGGAAGCGCUGGGGAUCACCCUUAUCAAGGGUAUAGAUGAGGGUCCUGAGGGGCUGAAGCUCAUUUCUGACAUCAUCCGAGAGAAGAUGGGCAUUGACAUCAGUGUGCUGAUGGGAGCCAACAUUGCCAAUGAGGUGGCCGCAGAGAAGUUCUGUGAGACCACCAUCGGCAGCAAAGUAAUAGAGAAUGGCCUUCUCUUCAAAGAACUUCUGCAGACUCCAAAUUUUCGGAUUACUGUGGUUGAUGAUGCAGACACUGUUGAACUUUGUGGUGCUCUUAAGAACAUCGUGGCUGUGGGAGCUGGGUUCUGCGACGGCCUCUGCUGCGGAGACAACACCAAAGCUGCCGUCAUCCGCCUGGGACUCAUGGAAAUGAUUUCUUUUGCCAGAAUCUUCUGCAAGGGCCAGGUGUCCACAGCCACCUUUCUGGAGAGCUGUGGAGUAGCUGACCUGAUCACCACCUGCUAUGGAGGGCGGAACCGCAGGGUGGCGGAGGCAUUUGCCAGGACUGGGAAGACCAUUGAAGAACUGGAAAAGGAAAUGCUGAAUGGGCAGAAGCUCCAAGGGCCUCAGACUUCUGCUGAAGUGCACCGCAUCCUCAAGCAGAAGGGACUGAUGGACAAGUUUCCCUUGUUCACCGCAGUGUAUCAGAUCUGCUAUGAGGGCCGACCCGUUCAAGAAAUGUUGUCUUGUCUCCAGUGUCAUCCAGAGCAUGUGUAAAGUGAAUCAUGCAACGUGUUGGAAAAUUCUGCCUUCUGAUCUGAAACUGGCACCUGGCAACAUGAUGUCUGCUUGACUCUAAUCCCGUCAUGGAUAUGUACGAAUUUUUACAGGGUCAGUUUUGAAUUAGGAGUGGGAGUUCAUUAGUUAAGACGUACAAGGCAACAACUGAACACACAUAUGAACGCGCGAGUGUGUGUUUAUUUCUCAUUCUGUGGAUGUUUCUAUGAACCAAAAUUAAAUGUCCUUUUUAAAAAUCAGUUUCGAAAUUUCCCCACUAUGGUAGCUUAUAAAAUUGGAACUAUCUCAGCUAAAUGUGUUAGAUGUAAUCCAUAUGCAUAGGAGUGGGGGAAUUUUUUUUUCUCUCUUUCUCUUGAUGUUGAAAUUUAACCAGCAUUAACGUGGUAGGUACAGUGGAGGAGUGAAUGUGUUCACAGAUCAACUGAUUUAACUUUUAAACACUAUCUCAAAGCCAGCAUAAUUAACUUUUUCGAUUGUGGGUUGAUCUUUUUUUAACAAUUAGAUAUUUUAAAUUGGGUGAUCCACUUAUAUAUUUUCCUCUCACUGCAGUUCUCUGCAUUUUUGGCCUUUGUUCCUCUUCAUUAGCUGCCAAAAUAUGCUUCUGUAAAGGUUCAGCGACAACAGAAGACAGAACGCUCACCUGGGACUUUCCUGCCGUGACUGGCACAUUCUUCUGGUUCACCACAGUUAAUUAAUGCUUUUUUGCACACAUUUUUUUUUUUUUUUUUUUUCAGUUUCUGGCUAGGGCUGGGUUUGAACCCACCACCUCCGGCAUAUGGGGCCGGCGCCCUACUCCUUUGAGCCACAGGCGCCACCCUUUGCACACAUUUCUUGUAAGCCUUGCAGAUCCCCUGAGAGGCUUUGGUUAUGCUCCUGUUGUAAAGAUGCAGCCACUCUACCGGGUCACCUAGUGAGCUGGGGCAGAGCCAGGAGUGAAGUGUAGCACCCAGGCGCAAGAGCAUCUAAGAGAGUGUAGCACCACAGGGCUGAUUCCACCUCCAGCCCACUGGCUAUGGCCAGCACUGUGUACAGCCCUUCCUGAGACCACAGGAGGGCUUCCUGAAGCUGAGGUUUGUGCGUCAUCAUCUCCGUGGGCGCCACUCCACGUGUCGUCUUUAGUUGGCAACAUCAGCUUCACCUGGGUGUCUUAGACAUGCAGGUUUGUGGGUCCCACCCCAGACUCUCGAAGUGCUGUGCUAACUGGGCCUCAGCUUGUCUUCCGUGUGUUUCUGAUGCUUAGCUACAAUCUGAGAACCACUACUUUAGGAAAUUUACUUUAGCUUGGCUCUCCUCAAACCAUGACCCGCAGGAAGUGAAGGUCCUGUGGUUGUUCCUGGUGUUCCCCCGAAAGGGCAAAUGAGUUUGGGAAAAGCUGGAUCUAUACACCUCCCCCCGGAAGGUAUAGAAUGUAUCUAAGUAUGUCAGUGGGAUUUGUUUACAUAAACUAGCAAGUCCCAGAGAUGUUAGAUACCGGCAUUUUUGGCAAGGAAAUUUGCCGGCGUUUCUGGGGAACACUGUUCUAGGCUGAGGUGACCUUAUGACAAGUUGAGUAGACCCUUCAUUCCCUGUAAGAAAUUAGGAUGAGUAAUAAUACCUGUGGUAUUGUUCUGAACUUUUACUGUUCAGGUCUGCCAUGAAUCUUUAUCGAAGCUUUAAGGUGGCACUGUCAUACAACUGAGUACAUGUCAACGUCACUGAAAUGCACAGUAUGUGGAAUAAGUGCUUUUAAUUCUAGAAUGAGAAUGGGAAUUACUGCACCUUUUAAAUUGGUUUCAGAAUAGCAUUAUACAGUUACCUUACUUACCAGUUGAUAAGUGUUAAAGGAACCAUGUGAAUGUAAUUUAUAUACUCAUGAAAUUCCAGUUAACUUUGUAAGAUUUGGGCCUGCCCUCCAACCCCAGUUUGGGAUUUUUUUCCUUCUCUACCUGAAAUGAUUAUAGAAUAGAUUUUCAUGGAAAUUUUGAAGACUCUAUCUAAAACAUUUUGGUGGGCAUUUUAAAGCCCCGUACACAGAAGUAAGUCGAAGCACACAAAAUGUUCCAAGUCUCAGUGGUUUUAGUACCACCAUUAAGUUAAUCAGUUUUUGCUUGUCUCAUGAUAAAUCUUUUUUAAAGUUUGUACAUAGGUAACAGAGUUACUUUUUAAGAUACUUAAAGGGCUGUGAGCUAAUUGUGUCUAUUAAGAAGGGUAAUGAGAUGUGAGGAAUUAGGACUUGGUGUGUUUUGAGUAUUCUCAUCGCAUUCAGCUUCCUGCUCUGGGUUAUGUACUUGAGUGUUUUUCCUGUAAACAAAUGCCCUCAAAAUCACCACUCUGAAGUCUGCUGACUGUACCUCUUCAGCAUACUUACAAUAUUCUGCACAUUAUGGAAAAAGGUAAAUUUUGUAAGUUUAUGCUUUGCUAACUGUAGAUAUUUAUUACUCUGCGAGUUAUCUAUUUUUGUAAUCAUCCGUGGUUCAUCAUGUAUUUUAAUUCACAUUUCUUAUUAAUCAUGGUAUUAAGGAGGGAGCCCCCAAGAUUGGAAGUUUAGUUUGUCCUAUUUUAGCCAAUCUGUGAAUGUAAAAACUACACUGUUGCCUUGAUCUAAUCCACCCUACUAUAAUGUACAACAAAUAUCUGUCUUGAAAUCCACCCCAGGAGAUGGAAUUGAGCUAAACCUCUGGUUUUUCAUUUAACUCUUUAACAAUAUCAUGGUCCCACGGCACCGACAUAGGGAGGGUACUGUGGUGAAGUGCCGGUGUACAAAGGGAAUGUUAGUUUUUCCAUGAGUUCUUUACCUGCUAGCCUUUUUCUUACAUGUGUACUGUAUUUGUUUACAGACUAUAGGUGGAUAUAUAAUUUAAAAGCUUGGUUUAAUAAACAUUUAACCCCCCAAACUUGU